CAACGGCGGCGGCGGCGGAUCACUGUUGUGUGGGAGGAGGGCGGCGGGGAUGGACUUGAUCUCUCAGGUCUCCUGUUAAGGCGGCAGCAGAGCGCGCCCCAUCGACCAGCCAGCACCCGCCAGGGCCGAGCCGCGCUGCGCCGGGCAGGGAAGGACCGGCCUCCCGCCCGCUCCCCGGCUGCUUUAUUUUUAAGGGGGAUCUGCUGUUCCUCGCCCUUUUACCCCCUCCCCUCCUGCUCGCACACACGCACGGGGACACGCACGCACCCUCCUCCGUUGCCCUUUCAUUCUUUCCUCCCCCCCCCACCCCGCCGUCCUCCCGCGCCGUCUCUUGCCGUGGCAGAUGCGCUGGGGGUCACCGCGCAGCUGGGACUAUGGUGAAAUUUCCAGCGCUCACUAACUACUGGCCCCUGAUCCGGUUCCUGGUCCCUCUCGGCAUCACUAACAUCGCCAUCGACUUUGGGGAGCAGGCCUUGAAUAGGGGUAUCGCCGCUGUCAAGGAAGAUGCUGUGGAAAUGCUGGCCAGCUAUGGACUGGCAUACUCCCUAAUGAAGUUCUUCACAGGUCCCAUGAGUGACUUCAAAAACGUAGGUCUGGUGUUUGUGAACAGCAAGCGAGACAGGACCAAAGCAGUUUCAUGCAUGGUUGUAGCUGGCGCUGUAGCUGCUGUAUUUCAUACCUUAAUAGCAUAUAGCGAUUUGGGGUAUUACAUUAUCAAUAAGCUGCACCAUGUGGAUGAAUCAGUGGGAAGUAAAACUCGGAGGGCCUUUCUUUAUCUUGCUGCCUUCCCUUUCAUGGAUGCCAUGGCAUGGACCCAUGCUGGGAUUUUGCUAAAACACAAGUACAGUUUCCUUGUGGGAUGUGCCUCCAUCUCAGACGUCAUAGCUCAGGUUGUUUUUGUAGCCAUUUUGCUUCACAGUCACUUGGAGUGCAGGGAGCCACUCCUGAUCCCAAUCCUGUCCUUAUACAUGGGAGCACUUGUCCGAUGUACCACACUAUGCCUCGGAUACUACAGGAACAUACAUGAUGUCAUUCCUGAUAGAAGUGGGCCUGAAAUGGGGGGAGAGGCUACGAUAAGGAAGAUGCUGAGUUUCUGGUGGCCUUUGGCAUUAAUUUUGGCAACUCAGCGAAUAAGUAGGCCCAUUGUCAACCUUUUUGUCUCCCGGGACCUAGGUGGCAGUUCUGCAGCCACAGAGGCAGUGGCAAUUCUGACAGCUACAUAUCCUGUGGGACACAUGCCAUAUGGCUGGCUGACAGAAAUAAGAGCAGUAUACCCUGCUUUUGACAAGAAUAACCCCAGCAAUAAAUUGGUGAACACCAACAGCACCGUCACAGCAACACAUAUCAAGAAGUUCACUUUUGUUUGCAUGGCCUUGUCUUUAACGCUCUGUUUUGUGAUGUUUUGGACGCCAAAUGUGUCAGAGAAGAUUUUAGUUGACAUAAUUGGAGUAGACUUUGCUUUUGCAGAGCUGUGUGUUGUUCCGUUGCGCAUCUUCUCCUUCUUUCCAGUUCCAGUGACUGUCAGAGCACACUUGACUGGCUGGCUGAUGACUCUGAAGAAGACGUUUGUGUUGGCACCCAGCUCCGUGCUGCGAAUUAUCGUCCUCAUCACUAGUCUCGUUGUGCUGCCUUACUUGGGAGUUCAUGGAGCCACUCUUGGAGUAGGAUCCCUUCUAGCUGGUUUUCUAGGAGAAUCUACCAUGGUUGCAAUAGCAGCCUGUUAUGUCUAUCAGAAACAGAAAAAGAAGCGGAACGAGAAUGAAACAGCUACAGAAGGUGAAGACUCUGCAAUGACCGACAUGCCUCACACAGAAGAAAUGACAGACAUCGUAGAAAUGAGAGAAGAGAAUGAAUAAGAAAGGAGAUGCAAUUGUUCUCUGCAGGGAUGAUUGGAGUGACACUUCAGCAUCUUGUCUUCUCUCAUACCUUUUUGUUUGUUUGUUUUUAUUUUUGUAAUAAAGAGGCCUUGAUUUAAGAGGUUUCAGAUAAAUUCUCUAGCAUACUGAGUAUGCUCUCACUGAUGAGGGACCUAAAAAGAGGUCUUUGCUUUUUUUUUUUUUUCUUUUCAAUUGAAUUUGUUUUCUCACUCCAUGCAAACAUAAAAGAUACAAUUGCAUCACUGUAGAGUCUUCCUUCCUUACGCAUCCACUUUCUCUGGACAAUCUGCAUUUGUCAGCCAAAGCCCUGCUCUUUGUGCACGUGUGUGUGUGUGCACCUGCAUGCACGUGCACACUUACACACACUCACAUGCCACUGGCUCAGUGCUACUGCCAUAAUUCUAUUCCCUCCCCUCUUUCCUUUUCCUUUCUUUUCUUUAUGAGAAAUGUAAAGGAAAAGAAGUUUGGAAUACGAAGCUUUAUUUUACUUGCUUGAAAAUGACUUUGCUACAUAAACUAAUACAAGUUUUUGUUUGGCCUCAUUACAAGAGCUUAUACUGCACAGGGUACAAGACAGGGAGGAACAUAUAAGUCUUCACAUACAAAGUGGAGAAAAAUGGGUUCCCCUCUAGAUUAAUAGUGUGUGAAUGUGUAUAUACACACACAGGUACAUAAAAAGAGACAUAUAUAUUUAUAUAUAUAUAUGCAUACAAUAAAUAAAAUACAGGACAAGAACUCUGUAUGGCUUUCCUUCCACCAGAAAGAAGUAAUCUUUUAAAAAAUGUAAACAUUUAAUUCAGAAUUUUCUUGAAUCUUUAAGCCCCACCUUCCUUAUGCAUAAUUUUCUUUGGGAGGAAAAAAACCCAUGCACUUUGCCCUUGUGAAAAGGGGGAUGGCAACUGAGAGACUUGGACUUGAUUUGAAUUGAAAAAUAGGUACAUCAACAAGCUUUACCAAAGUUCUUGUCCGCUGAUUUACCUUUAGUUUUUCAUGGUUGAUUUGCACUCUCUCCAUAUUUCUGGUGCCUCUAUUUUUUUAAAGAAAGGAUCAGCUGAUGCAUGCAGGAUACCAGGAUACCACGGUGUAUCGCAUUACUACGCAUAGCGCCAGGAAAUCUUUUAUAUAGAAACCUACGCAUACUCACACGCACGCACGUGUGUAUAUGUAUAUAUGUACUUUUUUAUACAUAUAUAUACAGAUACACAACACAGAUACACACAUCUAUGUUUUGCUAUAAUAGAUUUACCUAUGCAGUAGAUCCAGAAUCUGUAUGGUGAAGUACUGAUGGUCCUCCAAGUUGUAAAGCAGAGACCUUGAUCAUAUGUUAGCUCUCCAGGCAAAAGCUGCGUGGAAGUGGGGAGCUGCUCACGUCAGCCAGCAAGUGAUGUACUUGAAGAAGGCAGCAGGCACUGUAUGGUCAUAGUUGAAAUGGGCCUUAAAUAACAGGACAAGAGGUCAAGUGGGUGACAUGUAUUGGGUGGAAUUGAAGCUUAUAUAAAAUGGGUGAUCAAACCAGAGAGAGUGUGGGUGCCACCCAAUAGUGGCUGCAGCAGCAGCAAAUAUUUUUGUGGUCUUCAGUAUAUGGCUGUGGGGCAGCAUGCAUUACUGGUUUGUAGUAGCUUGUGUUCUUUCAGAUUUAAUUAUGCCAGAGUCUGGAAACUAUUAUCCUCCAUGCUUUUUCCAUAAAUCAAUUAAUUUAAACCUUAUUUAGUAAAAGUAUAUUUUUCUAAGUUGUGGAAAUUCUUAUUUAACUGUGGACAAAUUCUAUUUCUAGAUUUAUUUGCCAGGUAGUCCCAACACCCAGAGAACUGAUCAAAACUAAACAUUGCUUUAAAUGUCAUAUCAAUAUAUGUGUAUGUAGGCAUACACAUGUGUAUAAAUAUAUAUAUUGUAUAUUAUGUACAUUUAUUUUAAACUACAAUACAUUUCCUAUUUUUCCAAGUUCAGCUAAAAAUGUCUCUAAAAUACUACAGAGUCGGCUAGUAACCAGUUAUGGCCAUCACAGGCAUUGUAUCAAGGAACUUCACAUUUUGUUGUAAACAUUUGUACCAAUUUGUUACAUGUACAAAUGCAAUAAGAAAAUAAUGUAGAAAUUAUUGUGUUGAAUGACAGAUUUGCAAAAUCAGUUCAUGGUUAAUGAGCAGUGGCAUUAGGAGUGUAAGACUAAAUCCAGUAAGCAUAUGUUUUGUGUACUGCCACAAGGUUCUCCUUGUUUUAAAAAGUAUUUAAACAAACAAACAAACAGAACUCUUGGACAAAUUAACUUUGUGCCAUGUGUAGACUACACAUUAAUACAGGCUCUCAGUCAGUCCUGUAUAUAAUGUGUAUGUAGGCUGUCACAGAUCAUAGUGGCCGUUGGAGGUCUUCUCUGUUCAUGCAGUUUUGGUUUCUCCAAUACAUUUGAAUCCAAGUCUACAAGACGCAGUUUUUCCGGCACUGUAGAUAAAAAGCAAGAAAAUGUUUUUUUGUGUAAUACUUCUUUUGGUACAUGACUAAACUUCAAAUAGCAGUAUUUUUGAAGAAUUUUGAGCAUAACCAGUGUAGGUUUCAAGGUAGUAAUUGAAUCAAAAAGUAAAAAUUUGAAGACAAAUGAAACUCUAAAGGGUCUUCCUUUAGAUAGAAGAUAAAC
Dryobates pubescens (Downy woodpecker) is the source of this 4506-nucleotide messenger RNA. It is a transcript of the gene ANKH, whose product is annotated as ANKH inorganic pyrophosphate transport regulator. Bases 375 to 1856 code for a protein of 493 amino acids. Gene Ontology annotation, biological process: phosphate ion transmembrane transport. The transcript has 12 exons. Gene Ontology annotation, cellular component: membrane. The record is from RefSeq and is a predicted model, not a curated record. Lineage: Eukaryota; Metazoa; Chordata; Aves; Piciformes; Picidae. Gene Ontology annotation, molecular function: phosphate transmembrane transporter activity.